Molecule: messenger RNA, 7501 nt
Organism: Lepisosteus oculatus (spotted gar)
Lineage: Eukaryota; Metazoa; Chordata; Actinopteri; Semionotiformes; Lepisosteidae
Gene: rgs17
Product: regulator of G protein signaling 17
Source: RefSeq, a predicted model, not a curated record
UUAUUCUUCUUCAGCACAUCUCGUAAUUCGCCCGUCCUGCCGGCUCCCCGAGACACUCCAAACCUCGGUCUGCGCACUCCUGCCUGCAGCUGCGGGCUGGCCGAGCCGACACACGCGGCGCGCUUGCGCAGUGCGUCUCCGCUGGCUCGGUGCUGAAGUUGGGCGGAUGGGAGAAAAACAUCUCUCGUGGAAAUUAAACGGCAGCGUGCGAUUGUGCCGUACGAUACGCCAAGCCAACAAUAACUAAAAAAAAAAACACCUUUAAAGUAGGAACGGCAGCAUUCUGUCGCCUGAAACAAAGCGGUUAGAAGCCCCACAGGAGUUGAAAUGAGGAAAAGGCAGCAUCCGCACAGCGAAGGCCCUCCUCAGGCACCUGACCAGCAGAGACCUCGCACCUGCUGUCUGUGCUGGUGUGGUUGCUGCAGAUGCCCCUGGAAUGAAGACCUGAUGGAAGGGCGCGAGAGGCAAACCUGUACGAAAAUGGAAAGUAUUGAAGCUGCGGAAGAACAAUUAGAGCCCACCCUGGAGGAGAUCUUGUCUUGGUCCCGUAGCUUUGAGAGAAUGAUGUAUUCCCCAUCAGGAAGGAAUCUCUUCAGACAGUUUCUGCGUUCUGAGUACAGUGAAGAGAACUUGUUGUUCUGGCUUGCUUGUGAAGACCUGAAACACGAAAAGAACACGAAAGCAGUAGAUGAAAAGGCCAGGAUAAUUUAUGAAGACUAUGUCUCCAUUCUUUCCCCUAAAGAGGUCAGCCUUGAUUCCAGAGUUCGAGAAGGGAUCAACAGGAACCUAUUGGAGCCAAACUGCGACAUGUACAAUGAGGCCCAGCUUCAGAUUUACACUCUGAUGCACAGAGACUCUUUCCCAAGGUUUCUCAACUCUGCGUUUUACAAAUCUCUCGUUGAGAGUGCAAGAGGCUCCUCUGCAGAAAUCUGACUCUUCAAAUGUGUGGCACCGAGGGUUUGCUAUUAACUUUUAAAGAAAUGCAAAGCAAUUAAAAAAACACCCCCACCCAAGCUCAGCUCCUGGUGAACUGCAGCAAAAAGAAACUCCUCAGGCAACUGUGAAACAAAACAAACACCAGAAUGUGUACCCUUAGUCAUUGUACUGUACUUUCAAAGCCUUUUCACACUCACGCUUCACAACUGUGAACGCAGACAAAACAUUUUUUAUUUGGAUUUUUUCACUGUUUUUAACAAGGUCUUAAUGCUUGACUGUAAUAAAAAAAACUGUGUGUUCCUAAAUCCAGUUUGCAUGUAACAAGAAUAUGGAAUUUUGAACUGAGUGCCAUCGGGUCCAGAGCAUUGUGGAGAAUGUCUCCUGUCUGACCUGCUCUGCUGCGCGGGCCCUGUGAGUUAAGGGAAUUUACUUUCGUUGUUUUAGGAGGUACAGUACGCUGCAGACGCUAUCCUCAUUGGGAACCUGUCUAAGCAAUUUCCUUCUUUAGGAUAAUCAAAUAGGGAAACGAAAGGGCUGAAUUUAUUCAAGUGUCUGGGCACAUCCCAUCAUACCUUCAACAGCAAAGAGAACCACAUAGCUCAAAUGUCACAAAGGGGCAUUUUUGUGAAACAAAAAUAAAAACACAAGCACAGCUAUGUGAAGGGAUAUUAUAAUUGUAUUUGUUAGACCAAUAGUAAGCAUUUUGAGUCAUGUUGUGACUUUUUUGAAGCUUUAGGGAGUAUUUACAACUGUUUCUGGUUUUAUGUAAGAUUUUUACGCAUUUAACAAAGAUACUUAGUUUCGGCCCCAGGUUUGAAACAGUUACCCAUCCAAGGAUGUAGUAAUGUUUUAUAGUACUGGCUAAGAGAAUUAAGAAGUAAUCGGCUUCCAGUGGUGUUUUGAUUUGUGGGUUGACAGUGCCCGGUUCUGGGUUCUGUUGCAGAACCACUAUAAGCCUUGAGGUUCUGGACCGGUCGCGGGUGAAGCAAGCUUUGUUUGGCUUUUACUCACAUCGGCCUCGGUUCUCCUGUUGUCCAAAAACAAGGAUUGAAUUCUUCGAAACCCGAAAAAGGAGCAAUGCGUGAAAGGUUUGUCAAGGAGCCACAACCUAACCCUCAGAAAGGUUUGAUCUGAUUCGUAGCUAUGUAGCAAAGCAGCAUGCAUCAAUUUUACACAAGAUGUUUACAAACUGUGCACGGUUCAAAUUACGCAAAGAGAUUGAAAUUUCUAACAUUUGUUUUUUACAUGAUAAUACGUUUUAACAUGAUUUAUGAGUUUAUUCUUUCUCAGCUGCAACUUCUGUCUGUUGCCUCCUACAGAGUGAUAGAACGAAUGCUGUUUCAGAUAGGAGUAACUCUCUAUUUAAAAAAAAAAGGUUUGCACAACUGUGUUUUGUUCGGCAUGACUGAUGAGUUGCUCAACCCAUUAAACUAGUGCUGUUUGGAAAAAAAAGAUCUUAUCUUGAUAAUCCACAGAAAGAUACAAAAUGGCCGCCGUGCUCCUCUUUCCCCUUUGCACUGCGGUGACCAGGUGUGGCGGUAGCUGCCAGGAGUUCACGGCGGGAAGUAAAUUAGCUUCACGGCUGGGCAGAGCACAUGGGGGAAGAGACGGGUGAGGGCCGGUCUCGCGGUGCUGUGAAUACUGCUUGUUCCAGAAAGUAGCCACUCCGUUUUAUAUCCCGAACUGCUGAGAAUAACGGGAAAAUGAUGGGAUUGAUGGUUUUAAUACAGCUGUCAUCGUGAAGCUCUUUAUGUCUUCUAAUUCUGUAAAAUAUUGUACCUACACGUGGAGAGAUUUCUCUGCAGUACCAUUUUUCCACAUUGAAGACGGUCUCUAAACAUGAGACUGCUUAGCCUUCAGUCUUUUGAAAUGCAUGCUAGAUGGUUACUGGAUUAUAGUAGUAUUAUAAUAUUUAAUACUACCACCUAGUGGUAUAUCUAAUAUAUUUCAUGUCAGCUAUUUUAGGACAAAUUUGAAAUGAAUUGUUUUAAUUACUGUUUACUUAAUCACCAGACUGCGGCUGAAUACCUAAAAUCCUUUUAUUCGCCUUCAAUUUUGGUGAAAGUGAGGACUGAAGACUUGAGACUAAUUGAGGAAUUACAACCCAUUGGCUACAGGAUGCUCAAAAACUACACCCAGUCGGAAAAAAUGGCACUAGAAGUCAAUUGUUCGUUAAGAAAUGCACUCAGCUACAAAUGCGAUAAGGAAGAAUCUUGAAACUGAUGGAGGUGAAGGGAGAGGGAGGACUGUUUGUAAAGUGCAGCUUUUUUUUAUGUCUGUGCAGAAAAGCAGUCCGCCACUGCGGGGUUUUAUAGUACUGAGCAUUUUGUACUGCUGGUGCAAUCACUGCUUUUAAAGUGGCAAGGUGAUGGGAGAUGCCUUGAUUUUGGUUUUACCUGUGUUCUUUGUACUCGUCUUUUCAAGAACAAUCCGGAAAAGAAACUAGUCAAAACGAAGAAAAAUGCCAAUGGGUAGUCAGAUGUUGCUCAGCAUCAAGUUUGUAGGAAUACUGCCAUGUAACCAGAUAUUGAAAAUGGCCAGAGCAGGUUGUUAAUGUAGUAGUUUCAUAUAGAUCUAAUGUAUUAUAUUUAUUUUAAAAACACUAGCCUUAUUCAUGGUGUUUCUUCUUGGAAAGUCUCGUUAGGAUUUGCCACUACCUCUCAUAACAUAUUUUGUUUCACGUUUAGUUGUUGAUGUGCAAUUGAUAUUUAGACAUUUACUUGAAGCCUAACACUGUAAGCGUAAUGUGCAUAGGAAAAAAAAAACGUAUUAAGAGUUCACAAAAAGUAGCUGGAUUAUUUUUGUUUAAUUGUUUUCAGCUGAAAUAGAUUUUAAAUAUAUAAAGAAUUCAGGAAAUAACUGUAUAAGGGCUAAUCUUAUUUUGCCUAUGCAAAUAUUUCACUGUUGUAACGAAACGCUGAAGAGGUCUGAAAGCUGUGUGGAAAAAAACAAGGUUUACAUUGUUUUUUUUGCUGAUACUCUUCUAUCAUAUUCAGCAAAGUUUCUUAUUUUUAUUUAUAAAAUAAAUAUAUAGUAAAUACCUUCAUGAUGGUAAAAGGAUAUUUAUAAAGAUUAACUUUUAAUAAAUUAAUGUCUUGUCUGAAUUGUUGCUGUGUUAUGACAUUCCUCUUGCUAGGAAAGCUGAUUCACGUAUAACUUAAAACACAUCUUUAGAGAAACCAAUGAGUAAUGUUUACUGGCUCCUUAGUUCAUGGUUGGCUUUCAUGUUUCUUUCUUCAGGACCAUGAAAAUUUCUUUAAAACAAGGAGAUGAUGAAUAUUGUCGUUUUUAGAAUACAGGCAAGAAAACCUGAUGAAUUAUGAUCAGUGUUCAGUGAUGCAUGUUUCUUUUCUCGAAAAAGUGGUGCACUUGUUGUCUUUCAAAAGGAUAUUGUUUCUUAAGGGCUAUGUGGGGUGCGUUAGCAGAAUUUACAAUUGUAAAAACAGAAACAUCUACCUCUGUUUUUUGCCUUUGUAUUCAAUUUAGUGCUCUGAAACAGCUUGGUGGCUAUAGCAGAAUGUGACUGCAUAGCUGCUUUUUUCUGGAGUAUUUAAUGAUACAAACAUAUCCAUGGCUGAGGUUACAUUUGAUACAAAACAGUAACAAGUGCUGAGAACAGUCCCAUUUUGGCUUAGACUUCAGUACUCUGUAGUGUGAAACUGGAUAUAAAACAUACCUUUAACCAAAUUAAUUAUCUUAUAAUAAUUUGCAAAUUGCUUUUGUUUUUCAUAGUAUUUCAAGAGAAAGAUUCUAUUGCCACAAGGAAUGAGAUGCCCCUUUUAAAUGCAGAAUUUAAACAAAACAGCUCAUCUGUCUCCUGUAGGUUUUAUUAAGGAACUAUUACAUUUCAGGCCACUCAAAAGCACACGUAAGAAGCUGAAUUUCCCUUAUGGAUUGCUGGUUGAAUUUGGUGUAUUUGCAAAGCUGGGUAAGACUGGCUUGGUAUUGCCAGAGGCCCGACUUCAAUGACAAAGGCACAGCUUUUUGCUCUCCAUAAACCCCCCUCGUUAUUCUAUUAAGACAUUGUCAAGUGCAGAACUCUGAAGAGGUGGUUGUUAAUGCAACUGUCAAUUAACCAGCAGAUUCUGUCUGAAAAGCAUCAUUACAAGAAGCCUCAGUGCCUGGACAUGACCUCUGUCAUGCAAAUAUGGGAACAACUUGAUAGUCAUCUGCAUGUAACACGCCCAAUCAUGAUGUUUAUUAACGAGUACUGAUCUAUUCAAGAAAAAUGUAAUGUGUGUAGUCUGCAUGUAACUGAACAGAUAAGUAGAGAUUAUGGAAAAAAACGUCCAGUGAAAUGUGAUGUAUUUAUUGCACAUUGAGGUGACUCUUAGUUGUAUUUGGCUUUGAAUUGAAAAGCUAAUGAAAAUGAAAGUCUUUCGCAUGAACCUGCUCUCCUUGGUCCUGUAAUUUCAUGAUACGCUGUGAAGAUGUGUUAAGCGAGGCUGGAAACAGUGACAGGACCUUUGGUCACUUGCUGCUGCGAGCCCACUUCUGGAAGCUCUGCUAGUUUGUCCCUGGUUAGAAGCCCAGGAUACAGGGUACCCUUUCUAGUUUCGGUUCCAUGAUGCUUUCCCUCUCAGACCCGGGUACGUGUUGCCCCUUGCCCAGGCUGCAGUACGGGGCUCUAGAGAUGUUCAGCAGGCAGAGCCCUUUGCUCAGAUUGCAAGUGUGUUGCUUUGAAUCUGGAGUUAUGGCAUCCCUUGUGUGUGUGACUGGAGGUUCCUUAACAGUGGUGAGCUCAUUUUGCAUGACACUUCUGUACAUAACCACUAGGGCACACUUCUGUUGGCAGAUACAGCUUUUGACUUCAUUGUGUCACAAUGGGAGCAGGCAGCUUUUGACCUUUGACCUGUUGGCACUUUAUUUGCUCCCACCAGCCCUGCCUACUCUUAAAUGUGUUUCAUGUUGACAAAAACAAACCGCUCAGAGGGAGUAAAUUCAAUAAACCUCUUUACAAUCUGCAAACCUAGGGAGACUGCACUCUUAAUGCUGACAAAUUCAUUAUUGAUUGCAAACGCAUUACUCUGAUUGUUGCCUAAAUAUGAAGCCUUAAUAGUCCUCUCAGUAUAUCUAUUUUCAUUGCUAUUUCUGAGGUUUUGCCAAGUGGAACAGUCAGAUAUGUAUGGGCAUCUAUGUAACAUCUCAUCUUAGUUUACAGUGUUGAUGGGCAUAAUUCAGAACAGCUACAGUAUGUGCAGAUUUAGAGGUACUGUAGGAAGAGACAACAAAAAUAAAAACAUGGACACUGGCAACAAAUUAUAAAUAUCAGAAACUUUUCUUCUUUUGAAAAACAACAUUAAUGAUAAUUACUGAGCUCUUAUAGUCCUCUGGGCAUGCUGUAAACAUAUAGUUAGUCCUACAAUGUUAACCGAGAGUUAGAAAAAUAUACUGUGACCUUAGUGAUACCAGGUAAUUAAAGGUAGCUAAAGGCACUUGAUUUUACAUUCAAGCUUGUGUGAUUGACUACAGUAUUUAGUGCAAUGUGGAUAUUUUUUACUUUUUCCAAUGAAUGCUUAGACUAACUCCUUAUACUUCAGAAUUGUAAGAAGGUUUGCAAACAAGAGGAGUUACUCCUCUUGAAGAGCCACUCUGUCCUUUUAGUAGUUAGUAUCAAAUUGAUCCAAGUUUCUUGUCCAGCCUUUUCAGUCUUAAAGGCACGUCCUUUUGGUUUCCUUUAGUGUUUCACAAACAAUGGUGUAACUUCAAGCACAAAAUACUCAGCUGAUAUUUUUGAAGCACAUGGUCCCUCAGAAAAUAAAAGUAAAAAAUAAAGUAAAGUAAAAACAAAACUUUAGACAGAGCAUCUAAAUAAGAGGUGGCCUUCAGCUUAUCAUUUUCCUUUUUUCAGAUUUGCAGAUUUGAUCACAUUUGCUUCAGAUUUGAUCCGGGCUUCUAUCAGAACAUCCUUUUCUCACAGUCUGAGUUUCUCAAGUCAUGGCACCCUUUUUAAAUAUUGUCAUCAGCUGGAACAGAAAUAAAUGAGAAAUUCACAAAAUUGUGUUCUUGAUUUUAGCUGCCAGUGCAAAAAUUGUAUUUUUUGUGAAAGUCUUUACAUCGAAAUUUGAAAAGGAUGGAUAUUUUUAAAGGAUGCAAUAUAGAACUGUCCAUCCAAACUGACAUUUUAUAUUCAGCAUGCAUUUGCUAAAUAAAAUAAUGAUUCAGUUAUUUAUCAUAAACGAUACUGUAUGAGUAUGUAUUAAAGUACUGCAAUCUGCAGACAAUAAUUUUACAACUCCCUUAGAGAAGUGAUUCUUUCUUUACUUUUCACUAAGUUGGGGUUACUUUGUUGGCAGAAUAAUCCGUAGUGUUGUGAUGUCAGUGGGACAACUUUUCCAAGGGAUUUUUUAAAUUGUCUGAAUGACUUUAGUCCUCUUUAUAUUAAUGAAAUUAUAUUCUGAUGAGCCAAUUCAGAACCUAUGAAAGAAAUAAUUUGUUGCAUGAAACUGGGAGACUGUUUGCUGAAUAGCACAAUUAUUAAUCUGGUAUUUCAAUUACUUGGAUAUGAUAUCAAACCAAUGCGAUUUUUGACAACUGUAAAUAUAUUAAAUACAUUAAAUAACAA